Molecule: messenger RNA, 2318 nt
Organism: Dioscorea cayenensis subsp. rotundata (Guinea yam)
Lineage: Eukaryota; Viridiplantae; Streptophyta; Magnoliopsida; Dioscoreales; Dioscoreaceae
Product: probable L-type lectin-domain containing receptor kinase S.5
Exons: 2
Coding region: 139-2118 (659 amino acids)
Biological process (GO): protein phosphorylation
Cellular component (GO): plasma membrane
Molecular function (GO): ATP binding; protein kinase activity; carbohydrate binding
Source: RefSeq, a predicted model, not a curated record
UUGACCAGAAAUGCAAUACAAUAAUAGCAGCCUCUUGUAUUAAUUAUAUUCUCAAAGCAUGAUUAAAAAAAUGGAAAUAAGCUCAUCCUUAUCUUCCUCCUCUUGUUCUCUUUCCCAUUGAGUCAUUGGCUGAUUGAGAUGCUGGGAGCCAAAACCCUCUACCUUGCUCUUCUCAUCAUUCUCAUCCCAACCAGCAUCAAUGGCUUCCCAUACACAAACUUCAACUCAUCCAAUACCAAGGAUGACUUCUUCUUCUCCAAUGAUGCUGGUGUGAGGCUAGGGGCAUUGCAGAUCACCCCGGACAACAAUAAUAAUAACUUGCUGGUGAACAGGUCCGGCCGCGUCAUCUACAACACACCAUUCAAGCUCUGGCAGCCAUUGAACUCCACCACAAACCAGUCAGCUUCUUUCUCCACUUCAUUUCUCAUUAACAUAGCCGAUGUAACCCUUACUCCUGGUGAAGGCAUCGCCUUCGUUAUCGUCCCAUCUGUUGCUGAGCCUCCUCUGGCUAGCUUUGGUGGCUACCUAGGCCUCACCAACGAAACUCUGGAUGGUAAACCUUCUAAUCAGAUAAUAGCCGUGGAGUUCGAUACUGUCAAACAAGAGGCUAAUAAUGAUCCAGAUGACAACCAUGUUGGUCUGAAUAUCAACAGUGUCAAGUCCGUUGCCACCACAUCACUCUCACCCCUUGGCAUUAAGAUCGCAUCUUUUCCGGCUACUAACUACACCGUCUGGAUCGACUAUGAUGGUGUUGCUCACCGGAUCAAUGUGUCCAUAGCUUCCCAGGGAGUGGCUAAACCCAGCAAUCCAGCCCUUAGUGAACAUCUUGAUAUCAGUUUGUACGUUGCUUCAUUGUCCAACUUUGGCUUUGCCGGGUCAACCAGCACCAACGUUGAGCUUAACUGCGUCCUCGAAUGGAACCUCAAUGUUGAGGCUCUCCCUUGUGAUGAUAAGAAAGAUGGCAUAGCUGUGUGGAUUAUUGCUGUGAUCGUUAUAGUAUCGAUUGCGCUGGUUAUGGUUGUUGGGUACUUGGUGUAUAGGAGGCGUAUGAAGAAGAGAAAUCCGGUUGUCCUAUUGGGGGCUCUAAAACGCUUGCCAGGAACACCGAAAGAAUUCAAGUUCAAGGAGCUGAAGAAGGCCACCAAGAACUUUGAUGAGAAGAUGAGGUUAGGACAAGGAGGGUUUGGGGUUGUCUACAAGGGUGUGCUCCCAGAGGAUAGCACAGAGGUGGCCGUGAAGAAAUUCUCUAGAGACAGCACCAAGUGUGUGGACGAUUUCCUCUCCGAGCUCAUCAUCAUCAACAAGCUACGCCACAAGCAUUUGGUCAAGCUCGUUGGAUGGUGCCACGAGAACGGAGUACUCCUCUUGGUGUACGAUUACAUGCCUAAUGGAAGCUUAGACACGCACUUGUUCGGAGGGCCGGUGCUGAAAUGGAGUCUAAGAUACAACAUCAUCUCCGGCGUAGCCUCGGCGCUCCACUACCUGCACAACGAGUACGACGAAAGGGUCGUGCACAGAGACCUCAAGGCCUCCAACAUCAUGCUCGACGCUGCAUUCAACGCGCGUCUUGGUGACUUCGGCCUGGCCCGUGCUCUCGAGACGGACAAGACCUCGUACGCCGAGAUGGAACAGCUCGGCGUGCCUGGCACCGUGGGUUACAUCGCCCCCGAGUGCUUCCACACCGGGAAGGCCACGCGUGAGUCCGAUGUAUACGCGUUCGGUGCGGUCAUUCUGGAGAUCGUGUGCGGUCGUCGUCCUCUUUGCGAUGUCUAUGGGUUUCAAUCCUUGGUUGACUGGGUAUGGAAGUUGCACAGAGAGGGGACGAUACUGGACGCGGUGGACGUGAGGCUCGCCGGCGUGUACGACCCAGAGGAGGCGCAGAGGCUGCUGCAGCUGGGGCUGGCGUGUAGCCACCCGGCGCCGGGGGAGAGACCAAAAGCGGAGGCGGUGGUGCAGAUCAUUGGCGGGGCGGUAGCGCCGCCGCUUGUUCCGCCAUUCAAGCCGGCGUUCAUCUGGCCGGCGGCGGUGGUUGAUUAUGAUAUUUUGGCAUCCACGUCAACCAUCUCCUUGUCUGCCACGUCGGCAUCAUGGACCCCACAUAGCUUAAGUAAGGACUAAGGAGGUAUACGCAACCCGUCAAAGUUGACUCGGCAUAGCACUAGUUUUUCUUUUUCUUUUUAUUUUUAUUAUUUUUAUUAUUUUUAUUUUUAUUUUUUAAGUUAAAACAUUGCAUCUUUAUUUGGCAGAUGCCGGGGCACUGGCCUACUUUUUUUUUUUUAGGUUUUUGUAAAAUAUAUAUAAAUUUUUAAACUCUUGUA